Molecule: messenger RNA, 2025 nt
Organism: Pisolithus orientalis
Lineage: Eukaryota; Fungi; Basidiomycota; Agaricomycetes; Boletales; Pisolithaceae
Product: GH3 auxin-responsive promoter
Exons: 7
Coding region: 191-1930 (579 amino acids)
Cellular component (GO): cytoplasm
Molecular function (GO): acid-amino acid ligase activity
Source: RefSeq, a predicted model, not a curated record
CGACAAAUACAGCCCAGUCGUUGUCCACCUUAACCGAACAAUAUCGCCGUGCAUUUUUCUCGUGCGAUUGAUACGACCGAGCUAAGCCUUUUUCUUCAAACAGGAGCCGAUCUAUGGGGAUACAUUACCACAUGGAUACAGAACGUCUCUUGUCAGACCAGUCACGAACAAUCGGGGUCUUGAGAUACCAAUGCCUACCAGCAGAGUCCACCCGAUUGCUGCCCUGACCCCCGAGCUUGAAGCGGUCCUGAAAGAGGACACGAACCGUCGUUUGAGGAACCUGAUAGCGGCCAACAUCAAGACACGUUAUGCUCGUAGUUCCCCCCAACUCUCAGACUUCUUUCUCGCCGUCAAUGAAAAGGAUAUACAGAACGACGAGUCGGUCCUCUUGGACUUCCGUCGACUCGUUCCCCCUACCGACUACGAGUCUUACCGCCCAUUCAUGAUGAUGUUCAAUUCCCAUCCUUGCAAGUUGUCCGAAGUCGAGAACAUGCUUGCACCAGGUCUUCCAAUUUACAUUCCCCUCUCAAGUGCUACUUCUGGCAAGAUAUGCAAGCAGUUUGCCAAGUACUUUCGAUCUCGGCCCUAUUCGGCCAGCCCCUUGCCAUCCCGCGUAGGAGUUAUUUCACUCAUUUACACCUUCGCAUAUAGAGACCCGGUAGAGGUCGUAACGGAUUCUGGUGAUGUCGCGAAGAGGAUUCCUGUAUGCAGCGAUUCGACUGGGGUAACGCGCGCACAAAACAAUUGGUCCAUUGAGACAGAUGACACUCGCAUGGCGUCUAUACUUCCAGGUCACGUAGCUCCAUGGGCCACAGGAUUUAUCAUCCACCACCGGUCCUUCCUGUUGAUCCAUGCACUGUUUGCUUUGGCGAAUCCGUCCCUGGAGGGGAUUAGUGUGCCAUUUGUAACAAUUUUCAUGGACAUGGUGCAUCGCAUGGAAGAAGAGUGGGCUACACUCAUCUCAAGCAUUCGAAAUGGGACCAUCCCAAAUUUCGAGCAGAUAGACCACGUCCAGACUUACCUGCAGCUUAACAUGCGCGCAGACCCACAGCGAGCAGAUGAACUUCGACACAUUGGACCUCCUCUUUCUGGCCCUGGGUGGGCUCAGCGUGUUUGGCCACGUCUGAAGCUCCUUACAAGCAUUUGUAGCGGUACAUUCGCCGCAUCACUACCCCAGGCGAGGUCAAUCCUCGGACCAAACGUGGUGAUCUACAACCCUUUGUAUAUAUGCACAGAAUGCCUCAUAGGUAGAUCCCUCAACCUCGAGGAUACAGAGACUUUCGUUGUUGCAACCGAUGACCUCAUCGAGUUUCUUGACAUGACACAAGAAUCGACACAUGGACAAGUACUUCAAGCGUGGGACCUUCAACCGGGAAAGUUCUACCAGCCUAUGUCAACGACCCAUGAUGGGCUAUGGAGAUACCUUAUAGACGACGUCAUCCAAGUCACCGGGUUUGACCCGCGUAGCGGGUUGCCGGUAUUUAGGUACUCUAGACGGACGAAUCUGGAGCUCCGGCUGCCACAUGCCAUAAUCACGGAAGCUGACCUUGUUAGCGUGAUUCAUGCGAUUAGCGGAGAGGAUAUCGUGGAAGUGCAAGAGUUCACAACAGUCGUUGACGACCGCAAAUUCCCCCAGACAGUCGGAUUUUUCGUCUCAGUCACGGGCGACAUAGGUCCCAAUGCGAAAUCUGCGAGGCAGAAGGGCUUCGCAGCCCUCGUUGCGACAAAUGUCGAACACCAAAUUGCAUUUGACGCCGAUGAAUUUGGUUUGCCCACAAUCCGGAUUAUAAAGCCCGGAACAUUUGCAGAUUAUCGGCGGUGGCGAGGAGAAAGUUUGAACGUUGGCGUUGGGCAGACCAAGCUUCCGGCUGUGCUUACUGACCCUAAGGCGCAAGAGUGGAUGGCGAGGAGGGUCGUGACGGAGCUCUGAUUGCAAAUAAUCGCCUGUGGCAAGCCUGGGUACAGAUUCUCCUUCUGUUACUUUACCCACAAACACCGAAUACAUGAGAAAUCACCAUAUGAGGG